Messenger RNA from Pimephales promelas (fathead minnow), 897 nucleotides. It is a transcript of the gene cplx4c, whose product is annotated as complexin 4c. Gene Ontology annotation, biological process: regulation of neurotransmitter secretion; neurotransmitter transport; synaptic vesicle exocytosis. Gene Ontology annotation, cellular component: SNARE complex; terminal bouton. Gene Ontology annotation, molecular function: syntaxin binding. The record is from RefSeq and is a predicted model, not a curated record. Lineage: Eukaryota; Metazoa; Chordata; Actinopteri; Cypriniformes; Leuciscidae.
UUUUCAUCACACCAUCUUCAUCUCAACAACAGGUGCCAAAUCUGAAACUACACCUCUAUAGUCUUCAUAUUGUUAUUGUAGCUCCAAAAAAACAAGCUUUAAGAAGCUUCAUUCCUGAACUGGAAAGGUUAAAUACACGAAUUAGUCAAUAUUGGAAGGUUCCUCUACUCUUCAGGCCUCAAACCCGAGAGCAUGGCAUUCCUCCUGCAGCAGAUGUUGGGGGACAAACUGAAGAACAUGACCGGAGGAGCCGAGGAGGCAGAAGUGAAAGGGGACGGGAAGGAGACGGCGGCGUCUAAAGGGAUGAGCAGGGAAGAGUUUGAGGAGUAUCAGAAACAGCUCAUCGAGGAGAAGAUCACCAGGGACCAGGAGUUUGCUACAAAAAAAGCCGAGAGAGCAAACUUACGAGUGCAUCUGCGCGACAAAUACAGACUACCAGCGAGCGCACAGGACGACGCCACGGUCCAGAUGGCCGGAGAUGACCUGGACAUUCCCGAGGAACUGGCGAAGAUGGUGGACGAAGAGGAAGAGCAGGAGGAGAUCAACGACUCUUUCAUGGGGAAACUUCAGAACAUGGACGUGGACUUCGACUCGAUCAAGGCUAAAGCUCAGAGCACCAUGACCGAGGUCAAACAGGCCGCCGAAGACAAGUGUGUCGCCAUGUGACCCAUCCAUCAUCAACAAACAUGGAUGUGGAAGGAUUUCUACUUUGUUUUUUUCAUUCAAUGAUUAUUGAUUAAAAAAAAUUAUUAAUUUUUCUUUAAACACGUAAACGUUUAUGGCUAUGAUCUUUUGCUACACAACUUUUGUGUCAUACAGGUUUUCAUUAAAGGGAUAGUUCACCCCAAAAUGUAACCUCUGUCAGUAAUUACUCUCCCUCAUGUUGUUCAACCCCGU